Messenger RNA from Etheostoma cragini (Arkansas darter), 4833 nucleotides. RefSeq names its product G patch domain-containing protein 2-like. The transcript is spliced from 9 exons. NCBI's taxonomy places the organism in Eukaryota, Metazoa, Chordata, Actinopteri, Perciformes, Percidae. The coding region runs from base 194 to 1435 and encodes 413 amino acids. The record is from RefSeq and is a predicted model, not a curated record.
GGUGAUCGGUGGUAAAGUAAAACGUAUUACAUGGAGCAGCAGUCUUACUUUUUACCCCAUCUGCAUGAACACUGUGGCGGUGUGGCGGGCUGUUGGAGAGGCGGAGACACCUGAUUGGCUGGGCAGCAGGGCGGAAGUGCGUCAACCGUCCCAGCUGAGCUGAAAGCAAAACAAGACAAGCUGCGACUGCAUAAUGAUGGAUGAGCUGGUACAGGACCUGGUGUCUGCUCUGGAGCAGACCUCAGAGCAAAGCAAGCUGGGGGAGCUGUGGGAGGAAAUGGUCCUGAGUCCCCUGCACCAGCGCCGGCAGAUCCGCCGUCGGAGAGGCCGCAGCAAGCGUUAUCGUGAAUCUUCUCUCUAUCCGCUGCAGCACAGACGGUGUUGGAUUGAGGCCUCGGAGUCCAGCUUGGACGAGACUAUACGAUACAGGGAGAACUCUUCCUCAACCAUUACUGCCUCUGUGGCCAGCUGCAGUGACUCUGAUGACAAGACUUCAACCAACCGAUGGCGCUCCAUCACGACUAGGCAGUCCUCCUGGCCAGAGUCCGACUCCUUCACUGAGAAUAAUCCUGGACGGCAUCUCAGGAAGCGGAGGAAGGUCAAACGUAUGACCACAGACGUCACAGUUAGGUUGCAGCAGAAGUUAAAGGUUUCUGGUAUAGAUGGAAAACAGAGACACAGGCCAUCGAAGAUACAGCAUCUGUCAGGAUCGAAGAAAAGGUCGAGCGCUUGGGUUGGAGCAGGGCGACAGACCGAAGGAGCCAGGCUGAUGGGAAAGAAGUGCUGGAAGAGAAAGGUGUCCAAGGAACACAGAGAUGUUGCAGACGAGAACAUGUCUGAAGGGGAAACCAGCAGUACAUGCAGCAGUGACCCUGGCCUGUUCACCAAUGAUGAGGGAAGACAAGGCGAUGACGAGCAGAGUGACUGGUUUUUCGAGGGGGACUGUGGAGUCGGGACAGGUGUGGCCGGCCUGCUGCCCAGCUGGGACUCAGACAACCAGCUUUCUCUUAAAGAUAACCGACCCCCGUCCACAUUCCUGCAACUUGCACGGCCCUCUCAGAGAGGGUAUCGGUAUCAUUCACGUCUGAAGCGAGUGCCCGGCUAUGCUGCAUGCUGCAUCAAGAAGGACAGGAGGCAGCUUCCCAGCAAGGGCAACAGCAUGCCAGUGUUUGUAGAGAGACUGGGACAGUUCUCCCAGAGCUCAAUAUGUUUUGUAUAUUUAGGGACAAAACAACUGGCCAACAUCUGCCAUGCUGUUAAAACUGAUGAAGUAACGUGUGUUCUCGUUCUGUCCACAACCCCCCCACCCCUCAGGCAGACUAAUGUCUCCUGUGCAUACCAGUCCCAGAGUGACAUCAGGAGGAAGAGGGAAAUAGAAGCUGUGUCUGUCACAACAACAUCAGCAAGCAACCCAUUUCAUAAGGAUCACCAAUAAUUUCUCAACCAUAGAGACUGGGGGACUAAGUACACCAGGUUUACAGAGUUCAUCUUUUCUUCAGGGGGACCAUGAGGAAGCUGAACGGGGCUGGACAAGCACACCUAAAUGACAAAGGAAAAGCUACUGUGUCAGAAAAUGAAAAGGCCGAAACUUCUCUUUUUGUACAAACUUCAUGACAAAGAAAAAAAUACAAAGCACAUCAUUACUCCUCAAAUCAGCAUGCUACUGCUAGAUCCAGUCUUUCCAGGUAGUAUAUUAAGCUUGACAAAUGUUAAUGCAAUCAAGCCUUGUUAAGCCCUCUGCCUUCUCCUCAAAGCAGCUUCAAGAGGCUCCUCGUUUGACUUAAAGCUGGAAGGCUCCUCUGGUUUCCACACACAGUCUCCGGGCCACCUGCUACCACACAAUCCAACAAUUAUGUCCACUUUAGUAGCACAGCAUUUGCCAGCCGGAACACUGGGAGGACGGUGAGGCAGCUUUGUGGCCGGGUUGGAGGGGGUGGGGGGCUCUGCUUUACUUUACCGCAGACAACAAUGGCCAGGCAGGCAGCACGUACUGUGGCCAGCUCCGAGACAGAAGAGCAUCAGAAUGUUUAGCUACCACAUGCUACAGGGUUCAGAGAGGCGACCACCGGUAGAGAGCCACACAAAGUACAGGCCUUCUAUUAGCAUGGAUUUGAAAAGCUACAGUUUGUACAAAGGUGCUCAUUAGCACAACACAGAGGGAGUGUAGUCACCGUCCUCGGAGGGCAGCCUCUGUUCUCUUCAGCUUACCUUCCAUAUUCAAAUGUUCCCAAAAGUAUUUUAGUUCAAGGCCAGCUGCAAAUCUGUUUGAACAGGCUGUUUUUCACCAGUGGUGGAUUAGUUGCUGUGCAGAGAGCCAGCAAAAAGGAGUUGAAGGAGCUGUUGGAGACAGGAGAGGAGAGUUUUACACUGUAUUUUCAUCUACCCUUGGGGUAUACAUUUCCCUGGCUCCCUUGGCAUCAAAUGCAUUAAAAGAUCAAUGGCAGCAUACAGCAAGAUCAAACAAAACACCUCUCGCCAAGCUGGUAAACGAGCAGUAUUUUCAGAAGAUUGCAUUUUUAUAUAGGAGUUAAGUGAAGUACAAUCUACUUGACCUUACCCACAAAGGUGAUAACUGUCUUUAAAAAAAAAACCACAUACACUUUUACAUAAUCUUUGCUAGAGAAUGUCUUGAAAAGGUGUUUUAAAGGGAAAUGCUGACAUGAAGAGGAAACAGUGAAUUUGGUUGCGUGCAAAAGUUUGACGUUUUUAAAAAGAUUAUCUGAGCAAAAUUCACAUGUUUGCACUUUCUAUAAUUAUUACAAGAUACCUUUUUAGUGGAACAAACUGCAUUGUCACCAGCUACAUUCUGCAUGUUUUUUCAGACGCGUUAAAACCUUAUUUAAGACAAGAAUCGCAUUUAGUAGAAUGAGAUUUGCCAAUUAACGUGAGUUAUACGUUUGCAAUAAUCCGUCUGAGAAGGCUUUAUGUGAUCAUGUUGGCCAGGGAUGACAUUUAUAAAUGCUGUGUGUGCACACUCGUCUAAAUGGAUACCUCGCACAAGACAUCCUGCCACAGGAAUCAAAGUCCCACCCCCUUAGCUGCGGGGUCUGACCAGGGAGACAAGCAGCAGGGUGGGCUCUCACUCCAGGAAUACAUGGUCCAGACUGAAUACAUUCAUAAUUACAAAAAAAGAAGCUUUUGAUAAAUACAUUGGUGUCUUUUUCAAGACAUAUGCCCCUGGACAUGUUGACAAAUAUUGACUGUGUAGUGUUUUAAGGAGAGCUUUGUGCCAUUGCCCUAUCCGUCAGUCUGUGUUUUGGUGCCAAGGCAUUGACAGGGAAGGAAGACGCAUCAGUUCAGAUACAGUUUCAUUAGUAGCAGGAGGGGAACCACCUCUCCUGCAUCUCUGGUAAUUAGUUAGUCACCAUAAUGACAUCUCAGCCAGACUGUAGGCCUCCAAAAUGUAUUUCCAAUGGCCAGGAAGUGGGGGAAUGGCUUCCGUGCAGCCAGUCAAUUGCCCUGUUACAGUUAAGGAAUCCAGCAGGGUGGUACCACUCAUAUUUCAUCCCAGGUAAAGAUUACCUGUCAGGCCCAUGGGAGAUGUAUUGAUCUGUUUGCCUUUUUCCGCCAGCAUUACCUGACAAAGGCACCUAGGAGGCGAGUGAAUGAGUGAUGCCUGGUCUGUCUGCUCCAGCGUAGUGGCUUCUAGUGUCCACUGAUGGGUGGAGAGGUGAUGAGGAAGCGGAGAGAUAAUGCAGUCAUAAACUCUGUUUGAACCUCUUCUGUAUGCAUGCAGGGAAGCCCCUUGCUCUUUGGUCACAGGUCAGUGUGGAAUUUGCUUCUUUUUUUAGCUCCUUGUAAGUGGCGUUAGUUCUUGCUGUGUAGUGGUGAUAGAAACACAUGCAAAAGAGGCUCUCUGGUUCCUGCUGACAAAUGCACGUUGCGAGUCACCGUAGUUCAACUCACUUUGGGUUCUAAAAGUGAUCCGGUUUGAGCGGGGCACCCUUCUCACAAUGAAAUCCAACCUUGUGUGGUCAGGGUUUCCUGUGAUUGUCAGCGUGGCGAUGCUGCACUAGCAGUAAUCAAUAUUUUUUACAUUAUCUUGUGUGUUUUUGGCAGCUAAAUGUAUUUAUAUAUUUGCCUUGUUCAGUAGAAUGUCAGAGUUGAUAUUAUCCAUGUAGCCAUGCAUUUAAAGUGAUCGCACUGUAUAAAAUGUGUAGUAUUUAUGAUGUGAUCCAUAAAUAUAGGUCCAUUAAUUGAAGAUUUAGGUCUAAGGACAUUCAAUUCAUGAAUUCAAUUUCAUGAUACUGUAGAUAGUAGAGUAGAUAUGUCUUUUUUUCACGGUUGUAUUUUUUUAAUUAAAUGUACAAGGAUUUAAGGGUUCUUAGGCAGCUAUCCACAUUUGAUACAUAGUACAAAUAGCAUCUUAUCUCAUAGGCUGUUAUCUUUAUAUUUAAUAGUAGUGGAGGCAUGUCUAAUUGCUUUGCAAAUGAUCUAAAGAGGAUUACUCCUCCCUUAGAAAGCCUGCUUGGUGUCACUACAUGUUAGAGAAACAUUACAAUGGUAACAUUCAAUCAAAUCAGCGUUUAUGCAGUAGCUCUGUUUUCUAUGUGUUAUGUCAAAAUAAAUAUCAGUAUUAGGUGGAUUCUCUGCUUUUGAUAAACUCCGUAUGAACACUAUUAUGGAUAAGAAACUGUUUUAAGUCGUUAUACUUCUAUUUAUGUCAUUUAUGUAUCUUCAAAUUUAUAUAUACAGGAUUUUUGUUAAGAUCAUGACAUGCCAUGACUUCAUGUCAUGAGUAUUCAUAAAAAAAAACUGCAGUAUCUGUUCAUUUCAAAUAUGGAAAUUUGUGUGCAAUAAAUAAUUGUGUGAAAUCUUUGUGUGAAGAUGAGA